Molecule: messenger RNA, 1071 nt
Organism: Apaloderma vittatum (bar-tailed trogon)
Lineage: Eukaryota; Metazoa; Chordata; Aves; Trogoniformes; Trogonidae
Gene: SDF4
Product: stromal cell derived factor 4
Exons: 6
Coding region: 1-1071 (356 amino acids)
Biological process (GO): calcium-ion regulated exocytosis
Cellular component (GO): endoplasmic reticulum
Molecular function (GO): calcium ion binding
Source: RefSeq, a predicted model, not a curated record
AUGAUGUCAAGGCAGGCCUUUCUCUGCAGUUUGGGAACUCUGUAUUUGUCGCUUCUGUUCAUAUUUCUUCUGAUGGAUGUUUAUGCAAGACCUGCAAAUAAUUCGGCCCUCAAAGAAAAGCCAGCUGACAGUAAAGAUGAGAAUGAGAUCUUGCCCCCGGAUCACUUGAACGGGGUCAAAAUGGAAAUGGAUGGGCAUCUCAACAAAGAGUUUCAUCAAGAGGUUUUUCUAGGAAAAGAGAUGGAAGAAUUUGAGGAAGACUCAGAACCCCGAAAAAAUAGGAAGAAGCUCAUGGUCAUCUUUUCAAAGGUGGAUAUAAAUAACGACAAAAAGAUAGGUGCGAAAGAGAUGCAGCGCUGGAUCAUGGAAAAAACAGACGAACAUUUCCAGGAAGCUGUGGAAGAGAACAAAAUGCACUUCCGGGCUGUGGACCCGGACGGCGACGGCCAUGUGUCCUGGGAUGAGUAUAAAAUAAAAUUUUUGGCAAGCAAGGGCUUUAAUGAAAAAGAGAUUGCAGAGAAGAUUAAAAACAACGAAGAGUUGAAAAUAGAUGAAGAAACACAGGAAGUUUUAGAUAACCUGAAGGAUCGGUGGUACCAAGCUGACAACCCACCUCCUGAUCUGUUGCUGAAUGAAGAGGAGUUUCUGUCCUUUCUUCAUCCGGAGCAUAGUAGGGGAAUGCUGAAGUUCAUGGUGAAAGAAAUCAUCCGAGAUUUGGAUCAAGAUGGAGAUAAGAAACUUACCCUUUCCGAGUUCAUUUCCUUGCCUGUUGGUACCGUAGAGAACCAGCAGGCUCAAGACAUUGAUGAUGACUGGGUAAAAGACAGAAGGAAGGAAUUUGAGGAGGUCAUUGAUGCCAACCGGGAUGGAAUUGUCACAAUGGAAGAGCUGGAGGAAUAUAUGGAUCCUAUGAACGAAUACAACGCCCUAAAUGAAGCAAAGCAGAUGAUAGCAGUAGCAGAUGAAAAUCAAAACCAUCACUUAGAGCUGGAUGAGAUCCUGAAAUACAGCGAAUACUUCACAGGCAGCAAGCUUAUGGACUACGCACGCAACGUCCAUGAGGAGUUCUGA